AUGGAUAAAUACAUUAAAGUGCGCAAGAUUGGAGAAGGAUCCUUUGGGAAAGCAAUACUUGUCAAAGCUAAAGAAAAUGGCCAACAAUACGUUAUUAAAGAAAUAAACAUCUCUAAGAUGUCAAACAAGGAGAGAGAAGAAUCCAGGAGAGAAGUCGCUGUAUUGGCUAACAUGAAACAUCCAAAUAUUGUCCUCUAUAGGGAGUCAUUUGAAGAAAAUGGCUGUCUGUACAUAGUCAUGGAUUACUGUGAAGGAGGAGACUUAUUUAAAAAGAUAAAUGCCCAGAAAGGAGUCUUAUUCUCUGAAGAUCAGAUUCUGGAUUGGUUUGUACAAAUUUGUUUAGCCCUAAAGCACAUACAUGAUAGAAAAAUCUUGCAUCGGGACAUAAAGUCACAGAAUAUAUUUUUAACCAAAGAUGGAACAAUACAGCUGGGAGAUUUUGGGAUCGCCAGAGUUCUUAACAGUACUGCAGAGUUGGCUCGCACUUGCAUAGGAACCCCAUACUAUUUGUCACCUGAAAUAUGUCAGAACAAGCCUUACAACAAUAAAAGUGAUAUCUGGGCCCUUGGUUGUGUUCUCUAUGAAAUGUGCACACUUAAACAUGCGUUUGAAGCUGGUAACAUGAAGAACUUGGUACUGAAGAUAAUCUCUGGACCUUUUCCACCUGUUUCUGCUCAUUACUCCUAUGACCUGCGUAAUCUGCUGUCACAGUUAUUUAAAAGGAAUCCUAGGAAUAGACCAUCAGUAAACUCCAUAUUGGAGAAAAACUUCUUAGCCAAAAGGGUUGAAAAAUUUCUCACGCCAGAGCUUAUUGCAGAAGAAUUCAAUCACAAAAUUUUCCAGAAGUUUGGACCACAUGCUGCACCAGCUAAAAGACCAUCUCAAGAACAAACAAUGACUUCAGUUGCACCAGCUCAGAAAAUUACCAAACCUGCUGCAAAAUACGGAGUGCCUUUAACUAUCAGGAAGUCUUGUAUUGCACCUAAAAAGCCUAAUGACAAGAAGCCAUUGACUAAAUCUAGACAGGCCUUUCCAAGUCCAAUGAAGAAAAUUAUUCCAGUAGAAGAAAAGUGGAAAAUGUUUGAGGAACCUUCAAAAAAGAAAAGGUUAGAAUUGCCUGAAAAAGAAAAGCGCCAGAGAGAGCAGAUCAGUUUACUGAAGGCAGAUGAAAUGAGAAGAUCGGAAAAAGAAAGGAUGGAACGAAUAAACAGAGCCAGGGAACAAGGAUGGAGGAAUGUGCUUGGUUCAGGUGGAAGUGGUGUUAAGGCACCAUAUUAUGUCGGUGGAGGUGGUGUUGGUCCUUUUCCUAUGUCUUCCAGAGGACACUAUGAACACUAUCAUGCUAUAUUUGACCAGAUGCAACACCAAAAGGAAAACAUUAGAGUAGCUGAAGAGAGGGGUGCCAGAUUGAGGGCGAAACUACAAGGCCGAGAAGUUGUUGAAAGAGGAAUUCCACCUGGAACACGUCCAGGAGUUCCUAAGGGACCUGCAGGUCAUCACCAUUUACCUGAUGUUGGUGCAGUUAGGAAAAAAGUGAAAAGAUUGAAGGAGGUGUCUAAACAAGCCAAUGCAAACAGGCAAAAAGGAUGGAUCGCUGCAGAUAGAGCAAAGCAAGUUGAAGAAUUCUGGCAACGAAAGAAGGAAGCCAUGGAAAACAAAGCUCGAGCUCAGGGACACAUGGGUACACUGCAAAGCGCGGCAGAUCCCUGUGGAGGCAGGUCCCUUUCUGCGAGAGGAAGGAAAUCCAGAAACAAGGAGGAAGAGGAAUAUUUGGCAAGAUUGAGGCAGAUUCGGCUACAAAACUUCAAUGAACGUCAACAGAUUAGAGCAAAACUUCGUGGAGAGAAGAAUGAAGCUGCCAGUUCUGGUGGACAAGAUUCAAGUGAGGAAACAGAACUAAAACGCAAAAAGAUAGAAGUGCAGAAGGCCCAAGCAAAAGCUCGAGCUGCAGUUCUGAAGGAACAGUUAGAGCAAAAGAGAAUGGAAGCAUAUGAAAGAGAGAAAAGAGCCUGGGAAGAGCACCUGAUUGCGAAAGGGAUAAAGACUCCUAAUGUGCCUUUUCAUGUGGAAGCUACGGAGCACAGUCCUAUACAUGGACAACAAGAGCCUGGAGCAGCUCUUCCUAAGCCACAACUUCCAGUGAAGCCUGGUGUACCAGUCAUCUCCAUGACUUCUGCUUUGAAGGAAGUGGGUGUGGAUGAACAUGUAACUGCUGUCCAGGAAUCUGAGGAGGAACUAAAAAAGCCAGACUCUGCAAUGCAAAAUAAGCGAGAAAUACUGAGAAGAUUAAAUCAAAAUAUUAAAGCCCAAGAAGAUGAGAAAGGAAAAAAGGAGUGUAAAAGCAUCUCUGAAUCAGCUGGGUCUGAAGAUGGUAAGGAAGCACAAGAAGGUGACCAUCCACUUCUAGCAGAUCGCAAAAAAUGGGAAUCUGGGACAUCUGAGUUGGUAGUUCCUCUAGCUCAGUUAUCGAUGGAAGAGUCUCUCUCUGGAACAGAGUGUCAAACUCUGGGGGAAGUAAUUAAAUUAGAUACUGGUGAACCCCACAGGAAAGUCUGGGGCAAAAGCCCUACUGACUCAGUCCUGAGGAUCCUAGGAGAAGCAGAGUUGCAGCUGCAAACUGACAUACUAGAGGAACAAGAUGUAAUAAAUGGUACUGCAGAAAUUGAAGGAGAUCAUCAGUCUCCAUCAGAGGAGAAGGAAGAGAAGGCAUUAUCUGCUGUUGGAGCUCAGUCCUCAGUACCAGUUGGUGACACAGAGUCUGUCCUGACUGUACCAGAGGAGCCUCCAAGAACUGGACCUACCCAGGUGCAGAGCAAACCUAUUAUUCUGGACGAGCCUGAUGAUUUGGAAGCAGAGAUGUUGGAAGAAAUGGAAGAUAAAAAGCAGCAGAGUAAGGAAUUUCCCAUCACUGUUAAUGAAGUGUGGGUAAAAGAGAAAGAGGAUAUGGCACAACAUGACAGAAUAAUUGAUGCAGCUUCUGAGAAACUCACACUUGACAAGGUGAAGCCACAAGAGGAAGCUCCAAAAGGUCUUACUUCCAAAGAGCGAAUUUCUGAUGGAGUAGGAAGACAAAUUGUGGGUAUUAUGUUUGUCAGUUUGGAAGAAAACAUACUUUCUUUUACCACAACAGAAACCUGUUCCAGUGGCUCUCGGCAAGCUGAACCCUUAUUCCAGAGGGUAAUACAGCCCACAGCUGUACCAACAGUCUCACCAGUUCUGUCAGCUCAGUCUUCACAGGAAGAGCCUUUUGUACCUCGUUCGCGUUCCAUAUCACCAGCAAAAAUUAAAGGCAAAAGUUCCUUGUUGAUUGGACUUUCUACAGGACUUUUUGAUGCAAACGACCCAAAGAUGUUGAGAACAUGUUCCCUCCCAGAUCUUUACAAACUGUACAGAACUUUUGUUGAUGUUCCCAGUGUAGCAGAUGUGCAGAAUCAACAUAAUCUUGAAAUAGAUGAUACGGAAGAUGAGCAAGCCAAAGAAGGACCCUCUGAUUCUGAGGAUAUUAUGUUUGGAGAGACAGAUACAGAUUUGCAGGAACUCCAGGAUUCAAUGGAACAAUUGCUUAGGGAGCAGCCUAGUGAGGAAUUCAGUGAAGAGGAAGACUCUACUUUAAAGGCUAAUGUCAUUGAAUGCAUAACAAAUGGUACCGAGCUGGAUGAAGGAGAUGAAAAUAACCCCAGCAGUGAAAGUGCACUUAAUGAAGAAUGGCAAUCAGAUAAUAGCGAUGGAGAAAUUGCCAGUGAAUGUGAAGAAUGUGAUAGUAUCUUCAGCCAUUUGGAAGAGCUGAGAUACAACCUGGAGCAGGAAAUAGGCUUUGAUAAAUUAAUUGAAGUUUAUGAGAAAAUAAAGGCUAUACUUGAAGAUGAAGAUGAAAAUAUUGAUAUUUGUUCAACCAUAGUUCAGACUGUUCUUGGGAAUGAGCACAAACACCUGUAUGCCAAAAUACUUCACCUAGUGAUGGCAGAUGGAGCCUACCAAGAAGGUAAUGAUGAGUAAACCUGACUCAGGAAGUUCCUUAAUGCUGUACUACACAUCAGUGUCUGAAGUCUGCACAGCUGAAUAACAAAUUGUAGUGGAGAAUGUAACAUGGGGCAUGAGAAGCAAGACUUCAAAAAAGAAUGCUGAUUGUAUGAAAAGGAGGAAAAACAUGCCUUUUGAAACUGAGAUACCUAUAGAGUUCUCUUGUGUGUAUUUGCACACAUGUUCCUUAAACAUUAUGUGCUCAAAAUUUUUAAAAAAACCAAA
This is a messenger RNA of Acanthisitta chloris (rifleman), 4245 nucleotides long. RefSeq names its product NIMA-related kinase 1 (gene NEK1). Gene Ontology annotation, molecular function: protein kinase activity; ATP binding. Bases 1 to 3996 code for a protein of 1331 amino acids. Gene Ontology annotation, biological process: protein phosphorylation. Lineage: Eukaryota; Metazoa; Chordata; Aves; Passeriformes; Acanthisittidae. The record is from RefSeq and is a predicted model, not a curated record. The transcript has 35 exons.